AUGUUUAUUGUUCCAGACACUAUGUCGAAUCAAGAUUACGUAUGCGACCACUGCAGUCGCUCAUUCACUAGGAAAUACAAUCUUCAAACACAUAUAGAAAAUUGUCAUUUAAAUUCAUCAUGUUAUUGUGAAAUUUGCGAUCAAAGAUUUGGAAGUCCAGCUGGUUUGCAGCUCCAUCUAUCUCGUGGCCAUAAUAGAUUUGGACAGGGCUUACCGGAAUGUGACUUGUGUGGAAGAAUCUUUACUAGAAAACAGAACAUCAACUCUCAUAUGAUAACAGUCCAUUUACAAGGCGGAAGACAGGAUAUACGCUGUACCAUAUGCAGUAAAACUUUCACAACAGAGCGUAAUUUAAAGCGGCACACAAAUCAGUUACACACACCCGGUGUGGAGUACCCAACAUGCAAUGAAUGCCAUCGCAGUUUUAAAGGGAAACAGUCCCUUAUAGCUCACAUUCAGUCUAAUCAUGCUAACUUUAAAGGUCUAAUAAAAUGUCCCCUUUGUGAUAAAGUUUACACGAAUAAUAGGAAUUUGAAACGUCACGUGGAAAGGCAACAUGGGGAAAAGGAAGAAUACAGGUGCGAUGUUUGUCCAAAAGUAUACACGUCCAAUCAAAGUUUAAGACGACAUACGAAAACUCAGCAUACUAACGAAUUGGCAAAUUCAGACCUUUAUGCCUUCUACCAUAACAUUUCCAAUGAAAAUUAUACAGAGCCUUAUAGAUUCUUAUUUUCUUGCGAUUUGUGCAACAUGUCAUUUGAAAGCGAGCCCAAUUUACGACAGCAUACCAAACUAAAUCAUUCUUUCCAAGACUUCUACGAUUACUGCAAACGUACUCUGCUAAAAACUUGGAAAGUCUCUGAGAAGGGGGAGAAGCAAAAGUUUUUGUUCUAUAAUUGCGAGUUUUGCAUCAACGCUUUCUCAACUGUUUACGAUCUAAAAGACCAUAUGAGGUCGUUUCACGAUAAGGAAUACAGUUUGUCUACUUGUAACGUGUGUUUCAACAAAUUCUACAGUAAACAGACCAUGUUUGAGCAUAAAAAAAUAUGUAUUCCGCCAGAAAACGUGAAUAGCUGUAGUCAUUGCGACAAACUAUUCACUGAUAUCUCCAGUUUAGAAUUCCACUUACGUAUCUUCCAUCCUCAAGCCCAAAUUGCAGAUUCUAAUGUAUCAUCUACUAAUAAAGAGGACUUGGAGUCUUCCCACAAAUGCCGACAUUGUGAAAGAAUCUAUUACAGUGACAGAUCGUUAAAACACCACAUAAAAUUAAAACACACGACUGAUGAAGCUGUCAAAUGUCAAUUUUGUUCGAAAAUCUGCAGCAAUAAAUAUUAUUUGGCAUCUCACAUCAAGAUCGUUCAUAAUAACGAUUCGUGGUCCAAAUGCGAUUACUGCGACAAACAGUUUAAGUCCAAGAGGAAUAUACGGAGGCAUAUAGAAUAUACGCAUCUAGGAAUGCAAAGAUAUAAGUGCAUUGAAUGUGAAACGUUGUUUAAAGAGAAGAGAAGCCUUCGGAAGCAUGUUAGGACCAAACACCCAAAUUCUACACUCUUCCCACAGUGUCAUAUUUGUGAAAAACGCUUCGAAUCAGCAAAAUCUUGCAAAAUUCACCUGAAACUACUACACUCUUUUAACAUGAACACGCAUCCAUGUGAUCUAUGUUCUGUCUCUUUCACAUCAGUGGAAGCUCUGAAAAUCCAUCUUUCAACGAAACAUUUGGCUGAAGACGAAAUUUACAAGUGCAAAGAAUGUAAUUUAGUAUUCAAAGGCCAGGAGAAAUUUGAUAAUCAUAACGAAGAGUUUCAUAUCAAUCUGCCGUCCCAAAAAACGCUACCCCGUUGCAUAAUCUGUAUGAAAGAUUUUAGCACACGAAAAACUUUGAAACGCCAUAUAAAGAAGUUCCACGAAGAUUUUAAUGUAGAUGAACUCGCAACGUACGGGACUCGAAAACGUAUAUUUACUAUUGAAUGCGGCGAAUGCAUAAAGAACUUCAAUGACGAAUUUUAUAUUGGGGUGUACCAAAAAAUAAAACAUUUAAGAGAUUCGACCAUUUUCAAAUGUGAAUAUUGCAAAAACUCAUACAACUGUCUGGAGUUUGCUAUACAGAGGUAUAAACAGACGUUUGACGUGUCGAAAGCUAAGCUUUAUUUGAGCGAACUUUGCACAGCGGAGAUGAGUGAAGAAUCUCAGUGUAAUGAAAGUAUGGAGCCAGAAAGUACCACAAGUGAUGUUAAAUUGGAACCUAUGGAGGUGUCUCAUUAUGUAAAAAUAGAGCCCACGUCACCA
Messenger RNA from Brenthis ino (lesser marbled fritillary), 2286 nucleotides. The record is from the annotation of a GenBank genome assembly. NCBI's taxonomy places the organism in Eukaryota, Metazoa, Arthropoda, Insecta, Lepidoptera, Nymphalidae.